AAGAAAUCGAGUUAAAUGUCCGUUUAAAUUAAAUGGUGACGUUAUAUGUGUCAUUGGUAUUUGCGAUGUUACUUUUAGUCACUGUUGAUGGCUGUGAAAUCGGAGAAAUUGCAUAAAGACGGCUGUGUCCACGCAAAAUGCCAGAAGAUAGAUUUCUGUCUACAGUAGUUGUCGCUGUAUGCAUGCUGAUGACAUGCGAUGCAAGUGUGUUUCUUUCGGCACCAGCUACUGUACAUUUAGAGCAGAAGAGUUCCAAAAAUGUUACCAUAGUUUCAAGUGCACCACUGAACGUGACCAUAGCCAUAGGCUUUAACAUCACCUAUGCUUCUACGAAUGCCAGUAUUGUUCAACUCCCAGAAGAGGUAGAGUUGCCUGCACAAGCCAAAUCCUGUAAGUUUGAAGUCCAUGCAGACCGUGUUGGCCAGGUGACGGCAUAUUUGUACAGCAACAGCACUGCUGUGUUAAGCCACAAAACCAGGGUCCGUUUCAUGGUCAUCAGGAGCAACGUGCUUGAGAUAAUCAACCAAGUGAUUGGUUGGAUUUACUUUCUUGCCUGGUCCAUCUCCUUCUACCCUCAGUUGUAUGAAAACUGGAGAAGGAAAAGCGUGGUUGGCCUGAACUUUGAUUUCCUGGCCCUCAACCUCACUGGAUUCAUUGCAUACAGUGUCUUCAAUGUGGGCCUCUUCUGGGUGCCCUACUUGAAGGAGGAGUUCUUGAAGGUCAAUCCCAAUGGUGUGAACCCAGUUGAUACCAAUGACGUGUUUUUUAGCCUCCACGCUGUUAUCUUGACGCUACUUUAUGUGUGUCAGUGUGCCGUGUACGAGAGAGGCGAUCAGAAGGUGUCCAAGAUUGCCACUGGCUUACUGGUGAUUGCCUGGACCUUUGCGUUGGUGACCCUUUUCGUUGCUGUGGCCAGUAAGAUCACCUGGCUGGACUAUAUUUAUUAUUUUUCCUACAUCAAGUUAGGGGUCACCCUGGUCAAGUACAUCCCUCAGGCUUACAUGAACUACAAGAGACAAAGUACAGAGGGGUGGAGCAUUGGCAAUGUGCUGCUGGAUUUUACUGGUGGCAGCUUUAGCCUCAUUCAGAUGUUUCUGCAGUCAUACAACAAUGAUGAAUGGAAGCUGAUUUUCGGAGACCCCACGAAGUUUGGAUUAGGUGUAUUCUCCAUAUUGUUUGAUGUGUUGUUUAUGGUUCAACACUACUGUUUGUAUCGACGACCGGGCCCACAAUACCAGCCUGUGGACUCAUAAAUUCUGCUCAUGAGCUUGGACCUAUUCUUAUAAGGACAUAGAAAAUGUGAGAACCAUAUUUUCUACACUCCCUGCUUCCAACGACUAAAAGUGCAAUAUCGUGGAUGAAAGGGAACUUGCUGUUCAUGGAAACAAAUCAUAUUUUUCAUAAAAGACUUUCAGCAAUAUUGUUUUGAUUACAGAGGAUUUUUCAUAGAUAUCUCUAUACUAUUAGGGGUGAAUUUCCGGAAUAUUCUGGAUCAUGUUCAUUAAACGUUUUCUGAAGAUUUUUUUUUUUUUGUUCCAAUGUUAUUGACCAUAUUGUCAGUUAUUCUAUAAACUGUUACACAUUGAA
Conger conger (European conger) is the source of this 1587-nucleotide messenger RNA. RefSeq names its product cystinosin, lysosomal cystine transporter (gene ctns). The coding region runs from base 138 to 1253 and encodes 371 amino acids. Gene Ontology annotation, biological process: L-cystine transport. Gene Ontology annotation, molecular function: L-cystine transmembrane transporter activity. Lineage: Eukaryota; Metazoa; Chordata; Actinopteri; Anguilliformes; Congridae. The record is from RefSeq and is a predicted model, not a curated record. Gene Ontology annotation, cellular component: lysosomal membrane. The transcript has 11 exons.